AUGGCAGCGGAAGAGAAGAAAGCUUUCAGCCCGUUGUCGCAAAACUCGUCAAUGGACGAACAGACUUCUCCCUUCCUUGACAGUCCUACAGCCGAGGAAAUGGAUCACACCUACCAGCGAGAGCCAGCUUCAAUUCCACGUUGGGCUUUGUGUUUGAAUACUGGGCUAUUUGUUGCUUCUAUAGCCCUUUUCUUUGGGUCGGUGGUCAUGCAUUCGCUUGGCCCAACGGACCGAGAGUGCUCUACGAGAAUGGCUGCAUACUCACCGGUCAUGGAUGCCGUUGAAUAUGAAUGGGUCACUUUCGAAAACGAGUUCUCUACGGCGCCUACGAAAUACCGAGGAAAGCCGAAUGCUGGACUUGAACAGGCAUGGACGGAUUUGUGGAAAUAUGGGGCAUUUCCGGUUCCUAUUAAUAAAAUCGAGGCUCUGAAUCAGUCAAAGGACAUCGACUGGCGUCGUGUCAAUCCGGGGGUGCCUGAUAGUCCUACUGUCGGCUUACUGGAGGGGUUCCAUCAAAUCCAUUGCCUGAAUCUCAUUCGACAAUACACCUACAAAGAUGACUGGGACUACAGCAACGAGUCGUCCUGGCACGGUGGACCAGAAAUGGUGCGUUGGCACGUCGAUCAUUGCAUCGAGACAUUGCGGAUGAAUUUGAUGUGCACUGCGGAUGUUACUCCGUACCUCAUUUGGAACGAUCCGGAUGGCUUCGAUGGUGAAAGUCCCAGCUUCAACACUUUACACAAAUGUCGGAAGUGGGAGCCUAUUGUGGACUGGGUGAAGGAGCACGUGGUUUUUAAUGGCACGGCGCAGCAGAUGGCCAAGGAACAGGACAAGGCGAAAGGAAUGGCCGGCCACUCUGGACAUCAUGAGGAUAGCCAUAGCCAUAGCCAUAGUAUAUUCUAA
Sclerotinia sclerotiorum 1980 UF-70 is the source of this 903-nucleotide messenger RNA. RefSeq lists its product as hypothetical. The transcript is spliced from 4 exons. The coding region runs from base 1 to 903 and encodes 300 amino acids. The record is from RefSeq and is a predicted model, not a curated record. NCBI's taxonomy places the organism in Eukaryota, Fungi, Ascomycota, Leotiomycetes, Helotiales, Sclerotiniaceae. Gene Ontology annotation, biological process: mycotoxin biosynthetic process.